AUAGUUACUUGUUAUCAUACAUUACCGAUUUUAUACUAUUUCGUUCGCGAAAGUUUCACGCUGCAUUAGUCACAGAGUUUAUCAACGCACACAUUACAGUAUCGGCAGUGCCGAUUGGCACUUGUGUAGCCAAAUUAAUGAAGUUCAAGCGUUUUUCAGCCUUGAGUGGAUACUAGUGACUUGUAGACCCUUAAAAAUUGUUUUAUUUUUCCUAAUUUUCUAUGUGCUUCAACCUCAACGAGACUAACAUGGAUGAAGAGAAUCAGGAUCGCGAUGUUCAAUUGAAAAUUGUUGUGAGGAAAAAUGAAUAUUAUGUCUCCAAAAAGUUCAUUUGUUCAUCUGUGCCGUACUUUGAGAAAAUGUUUUGUGGUGAUUUGUUGGAAUCAACGGAAAACAAAGUGGUUCUGGAUUUUGAUGAACAUGUCUUCGAUUCUAUCCUCAAUUGGAUUCAUACUGGAUCGUUCUUAGUGCAAAUGGAGGAUGUAAUUGCUCUUUACGAAGCAGCUGAUUAUUUGAUGAUCGAUGAACGUUUGUUUGAACCAUGCAUGGAUUAUUUCCACAAUAAUUUUACCAUUGAACAUCUUCCAAUUGUUUUAUCUCAAGUCAAAAAAGCUUCCAAAUUGAUCAAUGCAGAAGCCAUUGAUUACUUCAUCUGCCGCCAUUUCUUAAAGAUUAUCAACACUGAUGUUUUCUUGGAUUAUCCAGUUGCAACAAUCGAACAUAUUCUCAAAUUAGAUUUGAUGGUUUACUCUGAAUAUCAAGUUUUUGAAUCAAUCAUGAAAUGGGUGAAUAAGAAUGCAGAUUCUAGAAAAGGAUUACUUCCUCAACUAUUGAAUUGUGUGCGUUGGUUUUUCAUGGAUCCUGUUGAGUUAUCAAAGGUUAAAGAUAAUGAAUUAAUAAAGACUCUCAGAGAUUUUGAUUCAAUUAUCUCCUCUAAGGGUGAUUGUCGAUCCAAUCGAACUAAACAAACCUUCCGAAUUUCAAUUCAUCGAAUAGAUGAUUUAAAGUUGCUGAUAAAUGUGUACGAUGAUGACUUUUUUUGUUUGCCGAUUGGUGAUUUUACUCAAGACGAUUCAAUGUCUCUUGAAUUUGUACAUAGAGAACACAUUUCGGAUAUUUUAUUUGAUACUGGAAGACAGGGUAUUCGAGUUGAUUGGAGUAAAAAGACAUUUCGAUGGCUUGACUUCAAAGUUGCUGGUAAAACCUACUAUACCCAAUUGUCCAAAACAAUUGUCCAGUUUCUGAAGCCUUCUAGCUCGCUUAUUUGUCAUUUGGAGGAAAAAGAUACGACGCUUCCUGGACAAAUUAACAAUGAUGAGGCUGCGAUAUUUGAAUCUGUUGACAGCUACAUCGUGAUUGGUAAGACUAAAGAUUAUCGAAAGCUGUUUGGUCUUUUCCCAGUUCUUCAUCGAAGUUGGUUCAAACAUUUUAAAGAUAAUAAGCAUACUUUCCAUGCCACUGUUUUGGACAAGGUUGUUUAUAUUCUGACGGAGAAUCUCGAAUUCAUUCAAUUCAAUUACGAAACGCGAAGCUGCAAUAAGAGUAAUCCUUUCAAAGGCAAACAUUUAUAUUUUCAUUAUUUGCUCUUAACUUCUCAUCAAGCAAAGGAUAAUAAAGUAAUUUUGGUGGAUAAAUCGACUGGAAAAAUUCAUAUUUUCUGUAUUAAUGAGCAGCAAUGGAUUGAAAGAUAUGUAAUGAUGAAUAUAAAGUUUUGUUCCGACAGUUCCAAUAACUGUUCUUAUCAGCUGAUUGCCUUCGCCUCAACGUUUUUACAGAUGAAAAAUAUCAAACCUUUAUAUAAAAAAAGUUUUGUUCACUUUGACCUUCAUGUGCCUUAUUCAUCCAACUUUUUUAAGAAUUUUUAAGAAUUAUUUGCAGAAACUGCAAUCAAUUUAUCAUUUUGAGUUAUGUUGAAUUAUUUUUCAAUUUUUAUGCUUUUGGCUGUGAUAAAAAUAGUGAUUAAAAAUGAAAUUGUUGAAUUUCUCCAUUCGCUCUAGUUACAUUACGGAAAAGAAAAUGUAAGUCCCGCCCUUACUAUUAGUCAGCAGUAACAACAUGUGUAUUCAGACCCAUGUUGGGCAGUUGUUGUUUUAAACUCACUGGUACACACACCUCACGCUCCAAGACUAAUUUUAUACUUUUAAAAUAAUUUUUUUAGUACUUCACUAUCGACUAUUUUUAUGUGUUUUAGUUAUUUUAUUUUGCUCACUGUUUUAAAAUGGAUUGAGUGGAUCAGAAUUGUGAUGAAGAACUGAUAAUUGUGAAUAGAAGUCAAGAAUAUUAUGUCCCUAAAACAUUCAUUUGUUCAGUUGUGCCUUAUUUUAAGAAUUUUUUUUCUGGCGAUGAAUUGGAAUCAAAGGAAAACAAAGUGACUCUAGAUUUUGAUGAACGUGCCUUUGAUGCUCUUCUUAACUGGAUUCACACAGAAUUAUUCAUCAUUCGUAUGGAUUAUGUGAUUAGUUUUUAUGGAGCAGCUGAUUAUUUGAUGAUAAGUCAGCGUUUGUUUAAACCAUGUCUUAAUUAUUUCCACAAUAAUUUUACAUAAAAUAUCUUCCACUUGUCCUAACUCAAGUCAAAAAGUCUUCCAAAUUGAUAACUUCAGGAGCUAUUGAUUGUUUCAUUUGUCGCCAUUUUUUGAAGAUCGCUAACACUAAUCUUUUCUUAGAUUAUCCAGUUGAAACAGUUGAACAUAUUUUAAAAUUAGAUUUAAUGAUUUACUCUGAGUAUCAAGUUUUUCAAUCAAUCAUGAAAUGGGUGAAUAAGAAUACAGAUUCAAGAAAAGAAUUUCUUCCAAAGCUAUUGAGACUCGUGCGUUGGUCUUUCAUGGAUUCUAGUGAAUUACUAAAAGUUAAGGAAAAUGAAUUGAUAAAAGCUCUAAGAAAUUUUGAUUCAAUUAUUUCCUCUAAUGGUGACUGUCGAUUCAAUCGAACUAAACAAAACUACUUCGUCUCAAUUCAGGAAACAGAUCUUUAUUCAAAGAUGCGGAUAAAUAUAUUUGAUAAAGAUUUAUUUUGUUUACCAAUUGGAGAUUUUACUGAAGAUGAUACAAUGUCACUUGAACUUGUUCAUGAAGAACACAUUACAGAUAUUUCAUUUGAUACUGGAAGAAGAUGUAUCCGAGUUGACUGGAACAAAAAGACAUUUCGAUGGCUUGACGAAUACCGGGGUGGAACUUAUUACAAGAAAAUUAAUAAAUUGAUUGUCAAUUUCCAGGAUUAUCGUGGUCAAUUUUCCUGCUAUUUGGAUGCUAAAGCUACUGCAAUUGGGGAUAAAAUUCCUUAUAAUUCAUAUUUAUUGGUUGAAUAUAACGAUGGAUUUUUAUACAUCGGAGAAACUGGAGGAGAAAAGGAAUAUUUUGGUAUUUUCCCAGCGACUACUUCGAGAUGGUUCAAUAAAUAUGAGCAAGAUUGCGAUCAUGAAUUCCAGGCAACUAUUUUGGACAAAGAUGUUUAUGUAUUCACAUCGGAUGAUGAUUUUUUCAAAUUUAAUAUGGAAACCCGUUCAUACAAUAAGAUUGAACUAUUUAAAGGUGCUAAGGAUUUGAGUGUAUUUGACUCUAUCCUAACUUCUCUUCAUACAGAAGAUGAUAAAAUAAUUCUGAUUGAUAGAUGGAAUGGAAACUGCUAUGUUUAUUGCGUUAAACAGAAGAAAUGGCUUGAAAAAUAUAUUUUAAAUGUAAAUCCCAAUUCCAACGGUUCUCAUAAAGCUACUCAUGAGUUAAUGGCCUUCGCAUCAACGUUUUUAUCGAUGAAAAAUAUAAAACCAUUGUUCAGGCGAGAUUUCUUGUAGCUCUUUCAGCUUUCUAGAAGUCCAAUAUAAUCAUAUUUGAAUGUAGUUCAUCUGAAUUCAAUUUUCGUUUUAUUCAAAAUUCAUGGAAAUUACAAAGUGUA
Molecule: messenger RNA, 3890 nt
Organism: Tetranychus urticae (two-spotted spider mite)
Lineage: Eukaryota; Metazoa; Arthropoda; Arachnida; Trombidiformes; Tetranychidae
Product: kelch-like protein 6
Molecular function (GO): protein binding
Source: RefSeq, a predicted model, not a curated record